This is a messenger RNA of Penicillium digitatum Pd1, 780 nucleotides long. The record is from RefSeq and is a predicted model, not a curated record. Lineage: Eukaryota; Fungi; Ascomycota; Eurotiomycetes; Eurotiales; Aspergillaceae.
AUGGCGAAGAUCAAAAGCUUGUGUCCCCCGAACUCCCAAGAGGGAAACAUCAUUUUUCUCCCUCUAUCGCUAGACGAUCUGAGAACCAUCAAGCCUGCAGUGAAGAGAUUUACCGCAGCUGAAUCUCGUCUGGAUGUUUUAUUCAAUAACGCUGGUGUCUCUAACCCUCCUCAAGGGACUUCGCCCCAGGGCCACGAUAUGCAAUUGGCAACCAAUUGUCUCGGCCCGCAUCUUUUCUCCCAGCUUCUCUUGCCCAUACUACGGGGCACGGCUCGAAUCACACCCCUCGCCAGUGUACGGGUUAUCUGGACAGCAUCGAUAGUUGUCGAUGCAUUCGUGCUUGGGACCGGCAUAGAGCUUGCAGAACUGGUUCAAGAAGAUGCCGGCAAAUCACGCAAUUAUCUAAACACCAAAGUGGGAAAUUGGUUUUUGGCAGAUGCCUUCGCCAACCAGGUCAGUGGGGAUGGGAUAUUAAGCUUGGUGCAGAACCCAGGGAAUAUCAAGACCAACAUCAUGCGCCACAGUCAGGCUUUUGUUCCAUUUAUGCUUGGGCCAUUUCUUUAUGUCCCUAGAUUUGGGGCAUAUACUGGAAUCUGGUCAGCUUUUGCGAGUGAUCUCAAACUUGAUGAUGGGGGAAAGUAUAUCCUGCCCUGGGGGCGUAUACAUCCGUGUCCAAGAGAAGAUUUGUUGCGAGCCAUGAAAGGAAAAGAAAAAGGGGGCACUGGGGUUGCAGCGGCCUUUGUACAGUAUUGUGAUAAUCAGAUUGCAGCGUUUCUAUAG